GUUAGUUAAUUUUGUACAACAAUUUAUUAGGUUGACGGUUUGGAACAUGCCAAGCACACUGUCGAGAGUGCACCCACCAUGGAUGAGCGGAAGACCUCUUUUUUGCGUAGGCUUUUCAACAACCUGCUUUGUUGUACUCGAGAGCAAAGGAGGGAUGUCGUAUUAUACCCUCCAAUGCCUGCACCGCCCCGACCGUCAUUCCGUGCUGAUGAGAGGAUCGUGCCCCCACAAGAGCCCCCACGGAGGAGCAGAAGAAGGGUGAGAGAAAACAUUGAAGAGCUUCGUCCGUCUCAACAAACUCAACUUCCUGAACCAUGGGCACAUUGUGAGUGGGCAACUAGUACUGAGGGCACCGGAGGGUCGUCAAGCUAUGUCGCCACUCAGGAACAUGACAUGUUCGCCGCCCAAGCCACCCCUCACUUCCACCAUCAGCAACAAAGUGCUCAGUAUCAGACCCCGCUUCAACAACACACAUCAUCGACUUUCUACCACGCUUCUGGUUCAUCUCAGCCUGUUAGACCCCCACCACCUGUCUACACUCCGGUGGGUGGUCGGGUUAAGAGGAAUCCGCGAGGAGUUGUCCAGCGGGCUCGUGAAGAAGGAGGAGGUAGAGAAGGCGGAAGAAGGGGUCGAGGAGGUCGUGGAGGAAGAGGAAGAGGAAGAGAAGGGGAAGUGGAGGAAGAGGGAAAUGAAGAGAACCAGUGAACUAUUUAUGUCGUCUUAAUCAGUGUUUGGUCUUGUGUUGUUUUUUCAUGAACUAUCUAUGUCGUCUUAAUUAUGUUUGGUCUUGUUUUGUUUUUCCAUGAACUAUCUAUCUCGUCUAAAUUUGGUUUGGGAUUGUGUUGUUUUCCAUGAACUAUCUAUCUCGUCUUAAUUUAU
Linum trigynum is the source of this 879-nucleotide messenger RNA. Lineage: Eukaryota; Viridiplantae; Streptophyta; Magnoliopsida; Malpighiales; Linaceae. The record is from the annotation of a GenBank genome assembly.